Messenger RNA from Talaromyces atroroseus, 426 nucleotides. RefSeq lists its product as hypothetical. The transcript has a single exon. Bases 1 to 426 code for a protein of 141 amino acids. NCBI's taxonomy places the organism in Eukaryota, Fungi, Ascomycota, Eurotiomycetes, Eurotiales, Trichocomaceae. The record is from RefSeq and is a predicted model, not a curated record.
AUGACUUUCUCCCCCGGGCGUGUCGCGCUCUCCGUUGUUGCCCUUUCUACGGCUACUGGGGGUUUCAUCUUCGACUGGAAUCAUACUCACGUCUUCAACGAGCGCUGGCCACCACAUGCCAAGUUCCACGAUGGCCAAACCAUGUCUACCGGGUUUUUGUUGGGUUUAUCGGCGCUGUAUUAUCUCUUUCGGACGUGCAAUUCGCCAGCCAUGAAACGCGAUUCACUCCGGACAGCGACUUGGUUGUUAAGCCUGAACUGGAUAGCGCAACUAAGCGCCGCAUUAUACCCAGGCUCCCUGCCGGUCGAUCCCGAGUUUGGUGGCGGCUUCCCACAGGCUUACAUUUGCGCCUUUCUCUUUCUUUUAAUUGCAUCGGGGUUCAGCUUCGAGCACCGGAGGCUUCGCUUUGAGGAAAAGCGAGACUAG